AGUCGGAGAGCGGUCGUGGAAGUGUAGGGGUACACACCGGACUUCUGCUGCUGAAGGGUUUAUUGAAGUUACCGAUCCUCCUGGGAUGGAUUGAUUUGAUAUCUAGAAUUCAUCACAGUCUUCAGCGGCCGGUCAGCGGUGCGGCGGCCGGAACCAGUGUUGACGUCAUCAGCUGAGCGCCUCAUCUCCUGUUGCCAUGGAGACGGCCGUGCUGCAGCUCAUGGAGAGCAUUGUGAAGGACAAGGACGCGUGUGGCGUCAUGGCGAGCCUUUUCGCCACCAUCAUCGGCGACCUCAAGGGCUCCCAGCCGUUGUGGGAGGAGAUGGUCAAGAACGCGUCACGUCUCCACUCCUGCCUCAAGGCUACGCUUCUGGCCAUCUCGGCCUACCUGGACACAUUUCAGCGGAUCGCCGACACCGCCAGCGCCGCCAAAGGUGCCACCCGUGACAUCGGCACAGCACUGACCCGCAUCUGUCUGCGGCACCGCGCUGUGGAGGCCAAGGUCAAGACGUUCGCCAGUGCGCUGGCCGAAUGUCUGAUCCUGCCGCUCCAGGGAAAGCUGGAAGACUACAAACGUGCCUCCGCACAGCUCGAGAAGGAACAUACGAGAGAGUACAAACGACAGCGAUCCGACCUGAAGAAGCGUUCGACUGAGGCACUGCGGCUGUACAAGAAGACGAGGAAGAGCCGCUCGCAGGACGGCCAGAAGAUGCUGGACGCCUGCCUGACCGACAUCCAGGAGAGAUACCAGCGUCUGGAGGACUCUGAGCGCUCUUCCCUCUCGGCCGCGAUGGUGGAGGAACGCAGCCGGUACUGCCGCUUCGUCUCCUGCCUCCAGCCCGUCGUGCAAGGCGAGGUGGCCGUGAUGGGCGAGAUGGUUCACCUGUCGGAGGUGCUCAGUCAGCUGGAGCAGAACACUGCCGACCCGUUCUCACUGCCGGCCGCGUCAGAACAGGUGAUCUGUGACCUGAAGGGCGGCGGCGAGCCGUGGCGUCUCGACUCCACGCCGAGCUCGCCCUGUCACAGCUCCUCCCUGGGCUCCCGCAAGUCCUCCGUCUGCUCAGUGGCCAGCCUCAACUCCUGUGGCUCGGCAGGCGGCGCCUCGGCGGCCUCCGGAGCCUCCGCGGCCGCCUCCGCCACCUCCGCCGGCAGCCAGGUGGUGUCCCGACCCCGCUCCUUUAGCCAGGCGGCGCCUCCGGCGGCCGGUGUGCAGCCGCCGCGCCUGGCCAGCGUCGUGUCCAGAGACUCGGGGUUCACCUCCCAGGACACGCUGUUUGUGAGGCCAGUCACACCGCCGUCAGCGCCCGAGACACCGGAGGAGGAGGACACGCCCGCCCCCGCCCCGGCCCCGGCGGCGGCACCGGCAGAGAGGCCGCACACCAUCUCGACAGCCUACGAGCGGGGCGGAGUACACCACCGCCCGCCUCUGGGCGCGCUGACUUUCCUGCCUCCGCGGCCGGCCGCCGCCGCCGCCCCCGCCCCCGCCCGCGCCGCCGAGCGUCCACCGCCGCCCGGCCGGCCGCCCGUGCCGCAGAAGUCAGAGCGCAGCCGCGGCAAACCCAAGGCGAAGGUGUACAGCCACUACGCGUGUCCUGCCGCCGUACAGCUGCCCGACUUUAACCAGGCGGUACCGCAUAUGUUGGUGCCUCAGCCGGUGUACGCCAACACGGCGGAGCUGGUGACGGCUCCGAAGGAGGACUGCACCACCCCAACCCCGGAGCCGGAGCCGGAGACGCCCACCACACCCACCAACUACAGCCCGCCAAAGUUUGAGCGAUGUGAGAGUGACGGUUCGGCUUCCAGCGGAUACGGCAGCGUCCACACGGCUCCGGCGGCUGCGCACACUGACGCCUUUCCGCCGCCGCCUGAUUUUGUGCUAAACAACUUUUGCGACGUCUCGGAGGAGCAGAGGGGGCGACCCGUCUCGGUGGCGGCGCCGGCAGACCCGGACUCGUUGCCCCCGCCGGGCCUGCGUCGGUGUCACUCUCAGACGCAGCGGCCGCCGCCACCCGUCCGCCGCCACUCUGCCAACUGGCGGCCCCAGCGCAGCGUCUCUGAGACAGUGCGCUCCCUGAACGCCGUGCAGCACCGGCCGGCCUGUCCGACCGGGUUCAGCGGCGCCGCGGCGGCCUCCCCCGCGGCAGGGAGCGCCCCGCCGCAGUAUAACGCCGCCGGCGGGGUCGGGGUCGCCCUGGGCGGGGUGCCGGUCCCCGGCGGGUUCGCGGACGGCGGGGUGGGCGCGUCGCCGCUGCUGCGUCUGGGUUCGUUCUCGGCCGGGGAUGGUCAGCAGAGGCAGAGACACUCUAUGAUGGACCAGAUCCGGCGCGGAGGGGAGCUCCGACAGACCGCGGCGGCGGCGGCGGCGGCGGACCGCCAGGUGCCCGUGUUCCGCUCCUGAGCGGUCAGGGUACGGGGUUCGAAUAUCACCGCGCCCGGCACAGCCACCGCCGCGGGCCCUGGGGUCCAGUGGGGCCCCCGGGUGUCUGAUAGGCCCCUGGCUCGCCCGCGAGCCCCUUUACAGACCCUGGAUGGCCAGAGGGCCCCUGGGAGCUUGAGGGGACCUUGUGCAGCACCUUGGUGUUUAGAUAGACCCCUCGAUGGCCCCGUCUGGCCAUGUGGAUACUGCGAGCUCUCCGUGCGCUGGAUAGGCGCCAUGGGUCCUGUGAGGCCCCGGAAUGAUCAAUAGGCCCUUGGAUGCCCCCAAGAUCCCAAGGGUGUCCGAUAGACCCCUGGCCGGCACCCGAGGGCCCCGGGGUGUCCAUAGACCCUGGCCGGCCCCCGAGGGCCCCUGUGCGGACCUCGGAGGGCCAACAACCGACUCAGGAACGCUGACCGGCCGUCUGUACUGUGUUGUCGCGCGUUUUGUACGGGGAAUGCGUGGUGUGCGUAAGAGAGCGAGAGACUGCCGCCGGCGCCGACGUCGUGAUGUGAUGUGUCUGAUGUUAUUGUGACGUUCGCUGAUGUUCCGCGGCGGCUGCGGAAUUGGUGCGGAGCGUGUUAUUGUUCGGGUGAUGAUCGAAAAGGGCUAGGCACCGCGACUCGGAAAUGUGCUGGAUAUGGGGUAAAAUGUAACCAACUCCGCCACAAUCUAGGCCGCUCGUGUGAGAGCUGUACCGACAGGCUGAGAUCUAAACGGUAGGGAAUAUUAAUGACAGCUGGUCACAGCCACGGAGUAAAGUCCCUACAACACCAGUGGCCACGCCUGGAGCUGACCAAAUGUGCUCUGCUGUAUUUAUCGAGCGGGAACAGGACUGAGUGCAUGUACUAACACGGCUCACCCAGCUCCAAGACAUUGUAUCGGACGGAACGUGCCACGUGUGACUGAUGCCGCUCGUUGUUGAGUCGUUAACUGGGUUCUAGUCGGUCGGAUAAAUCGUUUAUUGUCUAUUUCUCCUCGUUGGUUUUGUUGUAUUGUGGCUCGCGCAGUGCUGCCUGUAUAAAGGUUCUGUUAUAUAAUUAAUCUCUGGAGGCUUCAGUGGCGCGCUUACUGUGUCUGUGUUUUGCGCGCGCCGGUUGAGCGAGUGAGCUGUGUGGGAGACGUGGCGCUCGAACCGUGUAACCGAGCGGACUCCGUGGAGAUUCGGCGCCAACGGCGGGUGGCGCGCCGCCGGGCUCCGGACGCGCGGAGACUAUGUAACUGAAGCCGGGUAUAUCCAUUGGACGCGGCGCGACAGAAUCUCGCAGGCAUUGUCUGUACAUACUGGACAAUACAACCACUUAUAUACAAAA
This is a messenger RNA of Amphibalanus amphitrite, 3729 nucleotides long. RefSeq names its product protein MTSS 2-like. The coding region runs from base 197 to 2398 and encodes 733 amino acids. The transcript has 15 exons. Gene Ontology annotation, biological process: plasma membrane organization; cell projection assembly. Gene Ontology annotation, cellular component: cytoplasmic side of plasma membrane; actin cytoskeleton. The record is from RefSeq and is a predicted model, not a curated record. NCBI's taxonomy places the organism in Eukaryota, Metazoa, Arthropoda, Thecostraca, Balanomorpha, Balanidae. Gene Ontology annotation, molecular function: phospholipid binding; actin binding.